AUGGAAAUUAACUUUUAUAGAGAACCAGAUUUAGUUAAAGAAGGAGUCAUACCAAGUGCAGACACGAUUGAUUUGACUGCUGCGAAGAAUGAUGAUACAACUCCUCAGCUAAAGAUUCAAAAAAAAACUCAAGAAAUACUCGGUGAUAAUAAUCUAAUUGAUGGUAUUUCAAUUCGCAAUCCAAAUUAUUUAAAUGAUUAUAUUCGUUCACAAAGGACGAAAUUAGCAGGUUUUGUUGAAAAGACCAAUGGGAAGAUAAAUGAUGCGACAUCACGAUAUAUUGAUAAAGAACAAAAUAUCACUACUACUAUAAAAGAUUUACAUACAAAUCCUGAGGAAAAAUUACUACCUGGCUUAUCAUAUACCGCGGUUGCAUUUAUGACUGGGUCAAUAUUAGUUAGUAAAAGGAACUUCAUGCUUAGAUAUACUGUUCCUAUGGUUUUGGGGAUAUCAUGUUUUAGUAUUGUUAUGCCAUGUACUUUUAACAAUGUUAAACACUUAACAUAUAAUUUAGAAAAUAAAUAUAUGCCUAAUUUUACUAGAAGGCAAGAUAUGAUUAAUGACAAGAUUAGGAAAAAUGCCGCAUUCAUACGUUCAUCUAUGGUUAAAAAUAUGGAUAUUAUUUCGAAGCCGUUUUAUAAAUUACAAGGAUACCUCCCUAAGUGGAUGAAUGAUACAUCGAAGUGA
Naumovozyma dairenensis CBS 421 is the source of this 687-nucleotide messenger RNA. RefSeq names its product Mic26p (gene MIC26). The transcript has a single exon. The record is from RefSeq and is a predicted model, not a curated record. NCBI's taxonomy places the organism in Eukaryota, Fungi, Ascomycota, Saccharomycetes, Saccharomycetales, Saccharomycetaceae. The coding region runs from base 1 to 687 and encodes 228 amino acids. Gene Ontology annotation, cellular component: mitochondrial crista junction; MICOS complex. Gene Ontology annotation, biological process: cristae formation.